GCAUUCCAUUGUGUACUUAUAUUUAUUCCGUGCCGCUGAGUAAAAGUGUAAAAAGGAGCAGACACACACUGGAAAAUAGUGUUAUUUUGUUAUCGUUUAAAAUGAUGUUGAUUCGAUGUAAUAUAAUGUGAAAUUAUCUAUUCUUAUUAUUUCUAGUAUUGCGCAAAAGCAACGGGAAAAAAUGCUCACUCGUGUCUAAAGAAAAGAAACUUGCCUCCUGUAGCUCCUGAUGUUUGAAUGAUCCCGGAUUCUUUAGCAUAUCAAUGUGUUUGGCUCGUGACCCUGUGCUUUGAGCUCUUUUUUUUUUAUAGACAACUGGUUGCCAUGGAGACUGCGAGCGAAACUCAGUUUGAUCCCAGAGAGCACCAGCAUAUGAGGUACAACCCUCUACGUGAUUCCUGGGUUCUGGUCUCGGCCCAUCGGAUGAAACGGCCCUGGAAAGGACAGGUGGAGAAGGUGCCGGAGGACAACGUACCUCGUCAUGAUCCCAACAAUCCCCUCUGUCCCAGGAGCAUCAGAGCCAAUGGGGAGGUGAAUCCUGAUUACGACAGCACCUUCCUGUUUGAUAAUGAUUUCCCAGCACUACAGCCAGAUGCUCCAGAUCCUGGUUCAGCUCAUCAUCCUUUGUUCCAGACUAAACCUGCAAGAGGUGUUUGUAAGGUCAUGUGCUUCCAUCCGUGGUCUGACGUCACCCUGCCCUUGAUGCAACCCGGAGAGAUCCGCAAAGUGAUCGACAAGUGGGCGGAGCUGAUUCAGGAGCUAGGCUCCACCUACCCAUGGGUGCAGAUCUUCGAGAAUAAAGGAGCAAUGAUGGGCUGCUCCAACCCUCAUCCUCACUGUCAGGUUUGGGCCAGCAGCUUCCUGCCUAAUGAACCGGCGCUGGCUGAACGCUGUCAGAGGGAAUAUAAACAGCAGCACGGAGAGCCCAUGCUGCUGCAGUACGCUCGUAUGGAGGCCCAGGCCCAGGAGCGUGUGGUGGUGCAGAAUGAGCAUUGGAUUGUUGUGGUGCCGUAUUGGGCAACGUGGCCUUUCCAGACUCUGAUGCUGCCACGGCGACAUGUCCUACGUCUUCCUGAUCUUACAUCCGAGGAGAGAGACAGUCUUGCAUGCGUAAUGAAAACGCUUCUGACAAAAUACGACAACCUCUUUGAGGUCUCCUUUCCCUACUCAAUGGGCUGGCAUGGAGCGCCGACAGGAAGUCAUCUGGAAGAAGACAUGAGCCACUGGCAGCUUCAUGCCCACUACUACCCUCCUCUACUUCGCUCCGCCACUGUCCGCAAGUUCAUGGUGGGAUAUGAAAUGCUGGCUCAGGAGCAGCGGGACCUUACACCCGAACAGGCUGCUGAGAGAUUACGGGUUCUCUCUGAGGAGCACUACAAGACCAAAGCAAAGGGGCAACAGAUUUGAAAAUGGAGGUAAAGUGAGUGCUAAAAUAUGGGAGACGCAUUCUGGAAGAUCUGCUGUCAGAAAAUAAAGAAUUUUCAUACACUUUAGAAUGUGGCAUAAUAGGCUGUGGAAACCAGAGACCUAGAUACUUGCUCAGGUAGAGAUGCUGAUAUAAAAACUUGACAGCAACUCAGAUGGACAUCUUUAUUGCAGCUCCAAGAAAAUGAAUAAUCAAGUUUAAAAAAAUGAAAUGUUUCCAAAGUCUCCAAGAUCCCCUGUGAUCCCCAAGAUCUCCAAGUGCACUGAAUCACCUGAAGGACAUCAGUUGUGUUUUUUUUCCUCAGUAAUGUGUAAUGAUGAGAGUUCAGAAAUUACCAUUCCAUACUAUCUUCUUUGUCCUAAAAAUAUGACUUACAUGAAAUAUGUAUUAAUUGCUCAUCAACUUUAAAAAUGGCCUAUCAAUAAAUAAUUACCAUGAAAUAACUUUUACAGCCGGAAGACGCUACAAUUUGAGACUUUCACAUAGAUAAAAAAAUGUUUAAAGUGCUAUAAACCCUCACAUUCACUACCCCAGGAGUUCCUUUUUUUAAAUGAGCAUGUUCAAAGUUGGUUGCUCUUUUGCCCUUAAAGUUUAAGCAGGAUGUUAUACCCUGGAGCUUUUCUCCAACCUUUGUGUUAGAUCACUGACUUUCAGAAACAAGACAUUUUCCCAAUUAAGCCAAUUAACAGAGGCACGACAGAAGGUCCUGUGCAGAUUCCAUCAGCAGUUUUGAACGUGCUGCAGAAUGUUCUGGCCGAGCCUCACUCUGUCCCAGCCAUCUGCUCCAGUGCCGGGUGAUAUUUGAGAUGCCAGGCUGAUGACACGCAAACUGAGAAGCUCUUCAGCAUAUUGUAGCUAUUAGGAGUUCCAGGUCCUGACUAUACUUUAUGUAGUUACCUGUUUGUAUGGAUCUAGCCCAGAAUCUUACCCACCAGUUCCACGAUUUCCAUUUUCCACAUUGCUGGAGCUGGAGCUGGGACCAGUAACCCUAACCCAAGUCAAGUCAAGACAUUUUAUUGUCAUUUCAAGCAUAUACAGCUGAUAUAGUAAACAGUCAAAUAAAACAACAUUUCUGCAGGACCCUGGUGCUACAUAAAAUAUUGAUCUACAGCAGACAACACAGAAAUAAGUACACUAUGUAGACUCACACCCCAUCCAUCCAUCCAUCCAUCCAUCCAUUCUCUGCACCUCUUAACCUACUGGGUCACAGGGAAUCCGGAGCCUAUCCCAGGAUACUCAGCGCACCACCCUGGACGGGAUACCAGUUUAUCACAGGGCACAAUUGCAUAUACAUUCACACGCUUAUUCACACACUACAGACAAUAUAGUGAUGCCAGCUAUGCAUGUCUUUGCACUAGGGGAGGAAACCAGAGUACCCCCGAGGCACUGCGAGAACAUGCAAACUCCACACACAUUGCGGAGCUGUAGAGCUACACAGUACUACAUAAAGACCGUGCAGCGCUGAUGAGUACACCGUUUAAUAAUGAAUAAUCUGCAGUAGUAAAAUGCUGGAGAUACAAAGCAAUAUCAAUCUUCAUCAAUUCUGUCUACUCUAUUGCCAGAACGUCAUGCCCUAAACUUUUUAAACUAUUAGUACUGAAUUUAUUACUGAAAACUGUGACUCAAAAUACACUUAGAUACAUUUAGAUUCCAUCAUCAUGGACCACAUGAUGCAUAAUGCAUGACCGAUUAGCGUUAUUGCCUUUAUCAAAUGAGUGUUAUCAAAUACUCAAAGUUUCAAUGCUAUCUGUGAGAACUGUGCUUCUAUUCACUUUGUUGCAGUUGCCAGUAAAACAGCAACCAUAAAUAACUUAAAAUGAUUACAGGUCUAUGUCCCCGAUAUCAAUUAUUUAGGCUCAGGAAACAUCAGCAGCACCGUAUCUGUAAAGAAGAGCUAUUUGUGUCAAGAUGUGUUGCCAGAACAUGCCAUUACUGAAGUAUAUAUCUUGUGUUUUUGCUGUGCAGGUCUGGAGGAAAAAUGAAUUUUAAAGAUCAUGUCAAAGUAGUAGAGUAACUGCGAUUUGAACAGCUCUGAGUCACAGAAGUCAGAUCAUUUACUUCCUUUAGAAUGAUCUAUCUUAAAAACACUGACUAAUGAUUUGUAUUCAAGCGAAAUGUCAAUAAUAUACUAUCUCUGUCAUUUCAUUUAAUAUAAAGAAGCUUCCGUACAUUUUGUGUCCUUUCUUUCUUUUCUUUUU
This is a messenger RNA of Hemibagrus wyckioides, 3624 nucleotides long. It is a transcript of the gene galt, whose product is annotated as galactose-1-phosphate uridylyltransferase. The transcript has 11 exons. The coding region runs from base 238 to 1407 and encodes 389 amino acids. NCBI's taxonomy places the organism in Eukaryota, Metazoa, Chordata, Actinopteri, Siluriformes, Bagridae. Gene Ontology annotation, biological process: beta-D-galactose catabolic process via UDP-galactose, Leloir pathway. Gene Ontology annotation, cellular component: cytoplasm. Gene Ontology annotation, molecular function: UDP-glucose:hexose-1-phosphate uridylyltransferase activity; zinc ion binding. The record is from RefSeq and is a predicted model, not a curated record.